AUAAAUUUACUGACCUUAUGGUUAAAGAUGACAAAACUGGGACUUGCUAUCGUGCCGAUCACUUGCUCAAGGACUUCUGCAGUGAAAAGCUUCAAAAAGACCUUUCCAUAACUGCCAAGGAGGCUGCAGAACUGAAGCGCAUACUUGCUGUUUUGGAUGAUCUUUCAGCUGAAGAGCUGGGUGCCAAACUUAAGGAGUAUGGCAUUACAGCUCCAGACACUAAGAAUCCACUUUCUGAUCCAUAUCCAUUCAAUCUUAUGUUCCAAACAUCAAUAGGCCCAUCUGGCUUGAGCCUUGGGUUCAUGCGGCCAGAAACUGCACAGGGCAUAUUUGUUAACUUCAAAGACUUGUACUAUUACAAUGGGAACAAGCUUCCUUUUGCUGCUGCUCAAAUUGGCCAGGCUUUCAGAAAUGAGAUUUCUCCUCGACAAGGGCUUUUGAGAGUUCGUGAAUUUACACUUGCUGAGAUUGAACACUUUGUGGAUCCCGAAAACAAAUCUCACCCAAACUUUGUAGAAGUUGCAAAAUUGGAGUUUCUAAUGUUCCCAAGGGAAGAACAAAUGUCUGGCGAGUCUGCGAAGAAAAUUUGUCUAGGUGAUGCAGUUGUCAGGGUUUGUUUACAUAACUUUUAUUCAAUAUCUUCUUUUCUCUGCUCCCUUGUCUCUAAGCAUGUGAUGAUGAUUAUAGUGCUAUAUAGUUUCUUCUUCUUCAUGUUUGAUUUACUAAUUGUGUCAUAG
This is a messenger RNA of Humulus lupulus (European hop), 737 nucleotides long. RefSeq names its product glycine--tRNA ligase, mitochondrial 1-like. The transcript is spliced from 3 exons. Gene Ontology annotation, cellular component: cytoplasm; mitochondrion. Gene Ontology annotation, molecular function: glycine-tRNA ligase activity; ATP binding. The coding region runs from base 18 to 737 and encodes 239 amino acids. The record is from RefSeq and is a predicted model, not a curated record. Lineage: Eukaryota; Viridiplantae; Streptophyta; Magnoliopsida; Rosales; Cannabaceae. Gene Ontology annotation, biological process: mitochondrial glycyl-tRNA aminoacylation.